CGCAGUUUCCAAUCCCCUUUCAUCUAUCUGAACUCGCUUGGAAAUUCAACACUUACCUCAACCCUCGAUUUAUCCACUUGUUUGCACAAUGGCCCUCAAGCUCACUACUCUUCUCUUUGCCUCCGCUGCCAUUGCCGCAAAGAAGGGCGACUCUGGUGCCCUAUCUUCACUCGACGCUGGCCUCGGCGGCACGGUCAAAGUUGUCAGCAAUACCGAACUCAAGAUCACCGACUACGAACUCAAAGACGCGUCCGCACCUGCUCUCUACUGGUGGGGAUCCAAGACUGAAGAUCUCUCAUCCGGCUUCCGUAUCAACAAAGAGCGCAUCAGUGAUACCUCAUCCAAGAUGGGCAUCAUGGUCAAGCUCGAUGCUGGCCAUACUGCGAAAGAUUUCUCUUAUGUUGGCCUCUGGUGUGAGAAGUUUGCCGCCAACUUUGGCCAGGCAAAAUUGACUUCUGAUGGCGGGUCGAUGAAUUCGACUGAUGAUGAGAUGGAUAUGAAGAAGGAUGACACGAAAAAGGAUGAAAUGAAUGGCGUAUCUGGAUGCCAUACUGGUCAGCCUGCGAUGGUCGUGGCUAUCUUGAGUCUGCUUGCUUUCUCGGCCUAUUUCGCAUGAACUUAUUGGGGAUGGAGACUCAGUGAAGGGAGCGGGUAUAUAACAGUUAGCAUGUAUUUAUUUCACCUUGGUAGCGAUAGUAUCAGUCCUUUCCAUCUUAAAUUAUGGACAACUG
Fusarium redolens is the source of this 731-nucleotide messenger RNA. RefSeq lists its product as uncharacterized. The record is from RefSeq and is a predicted model, not a curated record. Lineage: Eukaryota; Fungi; Ascomycota; Sordariomycetes; Hypocreales; Nectriaceae. The transcript has a single exon. The coding region runs from base 89 to 616 and encodes 175 amino acids.